Molecule: messenger RNA, 3198 nt
Organism: Drechmeria coniospora
Lineage: Eukaryota; Fungi; Ascomycota; Sordariomycetes; Hypocreales; Ophiocordycipitaceae
Product: Protein synthesis factor, GTP-binding protein
Exons: 2
Coding region: 1-3198 (1065 amino acids)
Biological process (GO): cytosolic ribosome assembly
Cellular component (GO): ribonucleoprotein complex; cytosol
Molecular function (GO): ribosome binding; GTPase activity; GTP binding
Source: RefSeq, a predicted model, not a curated record
AUGCCCGUCAUUAGUCCGGAAAAGCUGGCUAGCCUGCAGCGGCAGUCCGGCGACGUCCGCAACAUUUGCAUCCUCGCUCACGUUGACCAUGGCAAGACGUCGCUGACGGAUGCCCUGCUAGCCACGAAUGGCAUCAUCUCGCCCAAGCUGGCGGGCAAGAUUCGAUAUCUAGACUCGAGGCCGGACGAACAGACUCGAGGCAUCACCAUGGAGUCGUCGGCCAUCUCUCUCUACUUCUCCAUGCUCCGGAGAUCGGCGCCCGACGCCAAGGCCGAACCGAAGGAGUACCUCAUCAACUUGAUCGACUCCCCAGGCCACAUCGAUUUCAGCAGCGAAGUCUCGACUGCGUCCAGGCUCUGCGAUGGCGCCGUCGUUCUCGUCGACGCCGUCGAGGGCGUUUGCAGCCAGACCGUCACCGUUCUCCGCCAAGCAUGGAUGGAAAAACUGAAGCCCUUGCUCGUCAUCAACAAAAUGGACCGGCUCGUGACGGAGCUGAAGAUGACGCCGUCCGAGGCGUACGUGCACCUCAGCAAAGUUCUGGAGCAGGUCAACGCCGUUCUGGGGAGCUUCUUCCAAGGCGAACGAAUGGAGGAGGAUCUGAACUGGAGGGAGAAAAUGGAGGACCGCGUCACCGCCGCUGCCGCCAAGGCAUCGACGGCGGACGAGCAAAUCAACGACGCCGGGGAGCUUCAGUUCGAGGAGAGGGACGACGAGGACAUAUAUUUCGCGCCGGAGAAGAACAACGUCAUCUUCAGCAGCGCCAUCGACGGAUGGGCAUUCACUUGUCGGCAGUUCGCCAGCAUAUACGAGAGGAAGCUGGGCAUCAAGCGCGGCGUCAUGGAAAGGGUCCUCUGGGGCAACUUUUACCUCGACCCCAAGACCAAAAAGGUGCUUGGGCCGAAGCACCUCAAGGGUAGAAACCUCAAGCCCAUGUUCGUUCAGCUCGUCCUCGAGCCCAUAUGGACUGUCUACCAGGCCACCUGCGGCGGGGACGGAAGCCGAGGCGAUCCGACCCUGCUGGAGAAGGUGACAAGCUCGCUCGGCCUCACGAUACCUCCGCACAUCAAACGAUCCCGUGACCCGAGGAUGCUUCUGACGACCGUCUUUGCCUCCUGGCUGCCGUUGUCUACGGCGCUGCUGGUGUCUGUGGUUGAAUCGCUGCCGUCGCCCCCGGCAGCACAGGCCGAGCGGCUCCCCGCCAUGCUCGAGGAGUCGCCUGGGUCCGUGAGCAUCGACAAGGAAGUCAGGGACGCCAUGGUGUCCUUCAAGCUCGGGAAAUCGGACCCUGUCGUCGCCUACGUCAGCAAGAUGGUAUCCGUCCCCGAGAGCGAGCUUCCGGAAAACAGGAGGAAGACGACCGGGCAGAUGACCGGAGAGGAGGCUCGGGAACUGGCUCGGAAGAAACGAGCGGAGGCGGCGAGAGCGCAGGCGGCGCGCGAAAUGAGCUCGGUAGACGGCUUGGCCGAGGCUCUCGAUUCCACGACGAUGGAGGACACGCAACCGACGGAGGAGGAGAGCGGCGAAAAGGAGGUCGUCGUGGAGCACCUGAUUGGAUUCGCCCGAAUCUACUCUGGCGUUCUGUCGGUUGGCGACACGCUCUACGUCAUCCCACCCAAGUGGUCUCCGGCGAACCCCGAGGCGGCCCCUCGACCGGAGCAGGUCACCGUGACGGCGUUGUACAUGCUCAUGGGCCGGCAGCUGGAAGCGCUCGACACCGUCCCCGCCGGUGUGGUGUUUGGCAUCAGUGGCCUCGAGGGAAAGAUUCUCAAGUCUGGAACACUCUGCAGCCGGCUCAAGGGCGCGGCCAACCUCGCAGGCGUGAGCAUGGUUGGCAAGCCCAUCGUCCGGGUCGCGCUCGAGCCAGCCAACCCGUCGGACCUGGACAAGAUGAUUCGGGGCCUGCAUCUUCUCGUUCAGAGCGACCCCUGCGCCGAAUACGAGCAGUUUGCCAGCGGAGAGCAUGUGCUGCACACAGCCGGUGAGCUGCAUCUUGAGCGCUGCCUCCUCGACCUCAAGGAGCGGUUUGCCCACUGCGACAUUCAUGCUGGUGCGCCGAUCGUGCCUUACAGGGAGACUAUUGUGCGCGCGGAGGAGAUGCGGCCGCCGGUCAACAAGGAACUGGGACGCGGAGCGGCCGUUGCGGUCGCAAGCUCGAAGCAGGCCACGGUAUCGCUUCGACUGAGGCCGCUGCCGGACAACGUGACGGAUUUCCUGCUCAAGAACGGCCAGUCAAUCAAGAUGCUUUACUCUGAACGGCCGUCGACGGACGACGGAUCGGAUGAGGAUGACAACAUUGCGGCGGAGGCCGUCGCCUCCGCUGGCAAUGUCCUCUCGGCCGCCGAGUUGAAGAAGCAGCUACAGCAGCACCUUGACGCUGGCAAAGGCCGUGACGUGUGGAAGAACCGAGCGGAGCAAGUCAUCGCUUUCGGGCCGCGGCGGACCGGUCCGAACCUGCUCAUCGACGCGACCAAGGACGGCAUCCUGCCUCGGGUGUUUGCUGGGCAGAAAGGUCUCGACAGCGGACCUCGGGCCGGAGAGGCUCUGCGGGCAAGUCACCUGUCGGACAAGAUUGCGUACGCAUUCCAGCUGGCAACGGCGCAGGGACCGCUGUGCCAUGAGCCGAUGCAAGGCGUUGCCAUCUUCGUCGAGGACGUCAGCCUAACCAUGGCCGAAGGUGACGGCUCGGCUCGCGACCAGCUCGGCAGACUGACGGGCGAGGUGAUCAAAUCGUUCCAAUCGUCGGUCCGCGCAGCCUUUCUCGACUGGUCGCCGCGACUCAUGCUUGCCAUGUACACGGUUGAGAUACAGGCAUCGACGGAAGUGCUCGGACGGGUGUACGACGUGCUGACUCGCCGGCGCGGUCGUGUGGUGGCCGAGAUCAUGAAGGAAGGCACGCCCUUCUUCACCAUUCAGGCCCUGUUGCCCGUGGCCGAGAGCUUCGGGUUCGCCGACGAGAUGCGCAAGCGCACGAGCGGCGCGGCGCAACCGCAGUUGAUCUUUGCCGGCUACGAGAUUUUGGACGAGGAUCCGUUCUGGGUACCGUUCACGGAGGACGACCUCGAGGACCUCGGCGAGCUUGCGGACAAGGAGAACGUGGCGAAGAGGUACAUGGAUGGCGUGCGGAAGAAGAAGGGCCUUUUGGUCGAGGGCCGGAACGUGGCUACGGAUGCGGAGAAGCAAAAGACGCUGAAGAGAUAG